Molecule: messenger RNA, 3185 nt
Organism: Ictidomys tridecemlineatus (thirteen-lined ground squirrel)
Lineage: Eukaryota; Metazoa; Chordata; Mammalia; Rodentia; Sciuridae
Gene: Abcf1
Product: ATP binding cassette subfamily F member 1
Molecular function (GO): ATP binding; ATP hydrolysis activity
Source: RefSeq, a predicted model, not a curated record
GAGCCCACCCCGUUCGGGGGAAAUCCACGCCACCGGAAGCGGAAAUAGCACAGGGCGCCGCCAGGGUAGCAGUAACUGCCACCGCAAUGCCGAAGGGACCCAAGCAGCAACCACCGGAGCCCGAGUGGAUCGGGGACGGAGACAGCACAAGUCCCGCAGACAAGGUGGUGAAGAAAGGGAAGAAGGACAAGAAGACCAAAAAGACGUUCUUUGAGGAGCUGGCAGUAGAAGAUAAACAGGCUGGGGAAGAAGAGAAAGUGCUCAAGGAGAAGGAACAACAGCAGCAGCAGCAGCAACAGCAACAGCAGCAAAAGAAGAAGCGAGACACUCGAAAAGGCCGGCGGAAGAAGGAUGUGGAUGAUGAUGGAGAGGAAAAAGAGCUUAUGGAGCGCCUUAAGAAGCUUUCUGUACCUGCCAGUGACGAAGAGGAAGAGAUACCUGCCCCAAUACCCCGAGCAGGAAAGAAGACCAAGGGUGGUAAUGUUUUUGCAGCCCUGAUUCAGGAUCAGAGUGAAGAGGAGGAGGAGGAAGAAAAACAUCCUCCUAAGGCUGCUAAGCCAGAGAAGAAUCGGAUCAAUAAGGCUGUAUCUGAGGAGCAACAGCCUGGGCUCAAGGGCAAAAAGGGAAAGGAAGAAAAGACGAAAGGGAAGGCCAAGCCUCAAAAUAAAUUUGCUGCUCUGGAUAGUGAAGAGGAAGCUGAAGAAGAUGAAAUAAUGAAAGAAAAGGAGCCUCCCAAACAAGGAAAAGAGAAGGCCAAAAAGUCAGAACAGGGUUCAGAGGAAGGAGAGGAGGAAGAGGGAGAGUCUAAGGCAGAUGAUCCCUAUGCUCACCUUAGCAAAAAGGAGAAGAAAAAGCUCAAGAAACAGAUGGAUUAUGAGCGCCAGGUGGCUUCAUUAAAAGCAGCUAAUGCUGCCGAAAAUGACUUCUCUGUAUCCCAGGCAGAGGUGUCCUCCCGACAGGCCAUGUUAGAAAAUGCAUCUGAUAUCAAGCUGGAGAAGUUCAGUAUCUCGGCCCAUGGCAAGGAGUUGUUUGUGAAUGCAGAUCUAUACAUCGUAGCCGGACGCCGCUAUGGGCUGGUGGGACCUAACGGCAAGGGCAAGACCACACUCCUCAAGCACAUCGCCAACCGUGCCCUGAGCAUCCCUCCUAACAUUGAUGUGCUGCUGUGUGAGCAGGAGGUAGUAGCAGAUGAAACACCAGCAGUGCAGGCUGUUCUUCGAGCUGACACCAAGCGAUUGAAGCUGCUGGAAGAGGAACGACGACUUCAGAGGCAGUUGGAACAGGGGGAUGACACAGCUGCUGAGAGGCUAGAGAAGGUAUAUGAGGAAUUGCGAGCCACUGGGGCAGCAGCUGCAGAGGCCAAAGCACGACGGAUCCUGGCUGGUCUGGGCUUUGACCCUGAAAUGCAGAAUAGGCCCACACAGAAGUUCUCAGGCGGUUGGCGCAUGCGUGUCUCUCUGGCCAGGGCACUGUUCAUGGAGCCUACACUGCUGAUGUUGGAUGAACCCACUAAUCACCUGGACCUCAAUGCUGUUAUCUGGCUCAAUAACUAUCUUCAGGGCUGGCGGAAAACACUGCUGAUUGUCUCCCAUGACCAGGGCUUUCUGGAUGAUGUGUGUACUGAUAUCAUCCAUCUCGAUGCCCAGCGGCUCCACUACUAUAGAGGCAAUUAUAUGACCUUCAAGAAGAUGUACCAGCAAAAGCAGAAAGAACUGCUGAAACAGUAUGAGAAGCAGGAAAAAAAGCUGAAGGAGCUGAAGGCUGGUGGCAAGUCCACCAAGCAGGCGGAAAAGCAAACAAAGGAGGCCCUGACUCGAAAGCAGCAGAAAUGCCGUCGGAAAAACCAAGAUGAGGAAUCCCAGGAAGCCCCUGAGCUCCUGAAGCGCCCGAAGGAGUACACUGUGCGCUUCACUUUCCCAAAUCCCCCGCCACUCAGCCCUCCUGUGCUGGGUCUGCAUGGUGUGACAUUUGGCUAUGAGGGGCAGAAACCACUCUUUAAGAACCUGGAUUUUGGCAUCGACAUGGACUCAAGGAUAUGCAUCGUGGGUCCUAAUGGUGUGGGGAAAAGCACACUACUCCUGCUGCUGACAGGCAAGCUGACACCGACACAUGGGGAAAUGAGAAAGAACCACCGACUGAAAAUUGGCUUCUUCAACCAGCAAUAUGCAGAGCAGCUGCACAUGGAGGAGACGCCCACUGAAUAUCUGCAACGGAGCUUCAACCUAGCCUACCAGGAUGCACGCAAGUGCCUGGGCCGCUUUGGCCUUGAGAGUCAUGCGCACACCAUCCAGAUCUGCAAACUCUCUGGUGGGCAGAAAGCCCGAGUUGUCUUUGCAGAGCUGGCCUGUCGGGAGCCCGAUGUCCUCAUCUUGGACGAGCCAACCAAUAACUUGGACAUAGAAUCUAUCGAUGCUCUGGGGGAGGCCAUCAAUGAGUACAAGGGUGCUGUGAUUGUCGUCAGCCAUGAUGCCCGGCUCAUCACAGAAACCAACUGCCAACUGUGGGUAGUGGAGGAGCAAAGUGUUAGCCAAAUUGAUGGGGACUUUGAAGACUACAAGCGGGAGGUGUUGGAGGCCCUGGGCGAAGUCAUGGUCAACCGACCCCGAGAAUAAGCUUUCCCUCUUGGAAAUCAGGAGACAGGCUUAUGUGGCCUAGAAGUACCCCAUUGUCUCCCUCUCCUUGGAAGCCUGCCUCUGCCCUGCAGCUGACCCAGCAACCACUUGGGCACAUGAAGGUGGAGCUGUGACCAGGAUCUGCUUUGAAAGAUUUGUGUGUGCCACUUCAGACAACUGAGUUGACUUACCCUCAGCAGCCCUCUACACAAACAUUAUUGUGGGGUUCCAUCCAACCAAGCUUAGGUGGCCUCUUGUCUUGAGACUCAUUCCUCAGAAGACUGCCUCUGAUCUACCCUAAAGCUUCAGGCCUAGCUGCCCCCACGGGUUUUGAGUGGCGCUUUUCUUUUUUGAUGGAUUUAAUGCUGACUUAACACAAAUAUCCAUUUGGACCUCAGAAUUGGAGGCAGAUGUCUGAGGCCUGUGCUGUUAUCCAGCCUAAGAUUUGGUGCCUGUGGUCACUUGUCUGAUUGGGGACCUGAGGGCAGGAAAGGAAAGCUGGAAAACUUGAAUUUCCUUUUACACAGGGAAGAAAUAAAGGAAAGGAGUUGCUGCUGCCUGUCACUGUUUGGA